AUGGCAAAAUCAGUUAAUACAAAUUCAAUAGAAAAAUCGUUUGAUAUAAUCGAACGUAAGGCUGUUAAUCCAGUCGGACGUCUUGGUUCUCUCUAUGAUAGUUUUCGAGAUAUUAUAACUCAUCAAACAAGCCAAAAAUGUCAAAAACAAUUGUUAAAGUCAUCUGAAUCAGUACAAUGUAAAAUUAUAAACGGCAGUGUGGAUUCAAGCUUCAAUGUUCUUGAAUGUAUUGGUAUUGAACCAGAAUUACGGCUAAGUUUAUUGUUGAAUUUAACGAAACGAUCUGGAAUAGCAGAAGUUCUUAAUUGUCCUCAUCGUAUAGAUCAGUACACUCGCUUCUUAUACUAUUCUUGGACUUACGGUAAACAACAAUUUCUUGAAAAUGAGGCAUGGAUCCUGGAAAACAUGGCAAUAUGA
This is a messenger RNA of Rotaria sp. Silwood2, 417 nucleotides long. Lineage: Eukaryota; Metazoa; Rotifera; Eurotatoria; Philodinida; Philodinidae. The record is from the annotation of a GenBank genome assembly.